AGCGUUCCUCCUCAAAGCGUUCACGGUCAGAUCAGCUCCACCUCCCGCCGCUAACACACGUGUGGACGAGAAAGAAACCUCAGCAAAGGGAGCGCACAACAAGGAGAGCAAUGCUGCGCUCCUGCGCCGGCCACGGCGCCAGGACGGUCGCCUCUCCGCUCAGGGCCACUCCGCCGCACCGCGGCAGGCGCCCGCACCUCCUCGGCCCGCGCAGCAGCGCAAAGAAGUCCCCCGAGGAAGCAGAGCGAGGCGGGGGCAACGCCAAGAACGGCCUCGCCGGCGCGCUCCCCAGCAAGACCGUGCUCCUGCGCGCCGGCGCGGUUCUCUUCGCCCUCGGCUUCGUCGACGCCGGGUACAGCGGCGACUGGUCCCGCAUCGGCGCCAUCUCCAAGGACGCCGAGGAGCUGCUCAAGCUCGGGGCCUACGCCGUCGUGCCUCUCUGCCUGGCCCUCGCACUCCGGGCGCCCGGAGACGGCGGCGAUGAAUCUUAGGAAGCGCGAGAGAGAGCUGCAUGCCAUGUAGUACUUGCUUAUUCAUGUAGUACGCGUCAGUACCUUCCUGUACUGCAUCCGAGUGAGCGGUAGACGACGCUUUUGAGAUAAGUACGAGAGCGUGUUCAACCAUGGUUCUGUAUUCUGUUGAGCAGUCAGCUGUAAACUGCUGAGUGCUGACAGAGUUUUAGAGGAGCGGGGAGGUUUAGGAACUUCAGCAGUGUUUCUUGUUGCCUGCCUAGCGUCUAAUUUUGGCAAAUUGAACUGCAUAUUCCUUCCUUA
Messenger RNA from Triticum urartu, 773 nucleotides. RefSeq names its product DNA-directed RNA polymerase subunit beta. NCBI's taxonomy places the organism in Eukaryota, Viridiplantae, Streptophyta, Magnoliopsida, Poales, Poaceae. The record is from RefSeq and is a predicted model, not a curated record.